CAAGCCGGUGUUUGUUUUUAUUAACAAAAAAUAUUAUUACAGUCUGUUUGACGUAUUCUAAGAAGAGGACGCGAAAAAGUCUUAAAACAGCGCGGAGUCGGAUUACUGGUCUUCAUUUGGGAGGACAGAGGAGCAUGGAGCGAUAAAAAUGUUGGAAUGACGCUCUAAGAGGAUUCUUUAAAAUAUUUAUUUAUUUAUUUUUUCUUUAUCAUUUUCAUAUUGGGAUUACUUAAUUUACCGUGGGGAAGCUAUUGUUUUCGGAGACUGUAAGGAUGGACCAGGCGAGUAUCCUGAGGAAGUUCAUUCAAGGGGUUCACGCCAUGCGAACGGGGGACCAGAGGGGAGAGGAUAACUUCGGCAGUGACUUCAUGAGAUUACGCAGAUUGUCAACCAAAUACCGAACAGAAAAAAUCUACCCCACCAACGUCGGCGAGAAAGAGGAAAAUGUGAAAAAGAACAGAUACAAAGACAUACUGCCAUUUGACCACAGUCGGGUUAAAGUGACGUUAAAAACCUCCAAUCAAGACACUGAUUACAUCAAUGCGAAUUUCAUCAAGGGAAUGGAUGGACCUGAAACCUACAUUGCCACACAGGGUCCACUGCCCAACACUGUCAUAGAUUUCUGGAGGAUGAUCUGGGAGUACAAUGUUGCUGUUAUUGUAAUGGCUUGCCGAGAAUUUGAGAUGGGGAGGAAAAAAUGUGAGAGGUACUUUCCCCUGUUUGGGGAUGAUCCCAUGACCUUUGGUCCCUUCCGGAUCUCCUGUGAAUCAGAACAAGCUAGAACUGACUACUUUAUCCGUUCUCUGACAGCAGAGUAUGAGAAUGAGACACGACGAAUAACACAGUUCCAUUAUAUAAACUGGCCUGACCAUGAUGUUCCUUCUUCCUUUGACUCCAUAUUGGACAUGAUAGCCCUAAUGAGAGAGUACCAGGAGCACAGUGACGUACCCAUCUGUAUACACUGCAGUGCUGGCUGUGGGAGGACAGGUGCCAUUUGUGCCAUAGACUACACGUGGAACCUGCUCAAAGCUGGGAAGAUUCCAGAAGAUUUCAAUGUGUUUCGACUCAUUCAGGAAAUGAGGACACAAAGACAUUCUGCAGUCCAGACAAAGGAGCAGUAUGAGCUGGUCCACAGAGCCAUCGCUCAGCUCUUUGAGAAGCAGCUCCAGCUUUUGGAGAGUCCCACUAAUUCAGAGAUCACCGAUGGCAUGGAGGAAGGCAGCCCAGAAAAAGCAGGGCAAAACUCAGAUGAAGAGCGAUGGGACACCCCUCCACCAAAACCACCCCGUAUACGCAGUGGUCAGGUAGAAGGGGAUGUGAAGGAGGAGAUCCUGCAGCCUCCUGAGCCACGGCCCGUGCCCCCCAUCCUCACCCCAUCACCCCCAUCUGCCUUCCCCACCGUCACCAACGUACGGCAGGACAACGACCGCUACCACCCCAAGCCUGUGCUUCACGACCUCAACGAAAACUACAGCAAGUCUGCCGAACCCGGCCUCGCCUCAGCUCCUACGGCUGCUCCGGGCCAGGCCGCAGCCCCAGCUCCCGACCCCGUCUCUCCCACCCACUCCCCCUCCCUGCCCGAAAACCUGGAGAGACGGCUGGAGCGCAAACUGAGCAUAGAGAUAAAAAAAGUUCCCCUUCAGGAGGGGCCGCGAAGCUUUGAGACCAACAGCGCCCUCCAGCGUUCGCACGCCUUCAAGGUCCGCUCCAACACGGCCACCAACAGCAGCACCAGCAGCGGCAGCUCUCUGUCCGAGGACUCUGACACUCCCCCCCGCCCCAAUCACCUGCCCCUGCGCGCGGGGGAGCGGAGCCAGGCCGCCUGGGCGGCGCCCGAGCGGACACCGAGCCCGGCCGAAGCGGCCGUGCCGGUCAGGACUGCGCUCAGCUUUACCAACCCGCUGCACUCGGACAACUCUGACGUUGAGUUGGAGGUGGUGGCAGAUGGGGGAGUACAGGACGCUGAAGGUCACUCUAGUGUGUCUACAGCAAGGGGCACCGUCACCACGUUAAUGGGUCCACAGGGGGAACAGUCCCAGUCCAGGAAGGUCACGCCCAUGUCGAUCGCUGGGCACGGUGUGUCGGGGGAUUUAUCAUCAGACAGUGACGGGAGCGAUGAUUCCCCGCCGCCUCUUCCUGAGCGAACACCCGAGUCCUUCUUUCUGGCCACAGACCCUAUAGAUGUGAAGCCCGUCAGCUGUGCUGAAUCAGGUGAGGCUAACGACAGACCUGUGUCAGAAGGGGAGUCACCUCAGGGGGGGUUGAACACAUCAGUAAAAACAGAGACUGACGAGCUGGGAGAGAUGAGAAGUGAAAAGGAAAUGUCAGACACUCGGCUGGAGGCCUCUGUGGCAAACAGAAGCACUGCUGUGACUACAGAGACCAAGAGCACCUCAGAACAGGGAUUUGGAGCCCGAUGCGCACAACCCAAAGGCCCAAGAAAUCCUCCGACAGAGUGGACAUGAUGACCCAGGACCUCAGAUUCUACGCCAUCACACACACACACACACA
Chanos chanos (milkfish) is the source of this 2511-nucleotide messenger RNA. It is a transcript of the gene ptpn12, whose product is annotated as protein tyrosine phosphatase non-receptor type 12. Gene Ontology annotation, biological process: protein dephosphorylation. Lineage: Eukaryota; Metazoa; Chordata; Actinopteri; Gonorynchiformes; Chanidae. The record is from RefSeq and is a predicted model, not a curated record. Gene Ontology annotation, cellular component: cytoplasm; nucleus. The transcript is spliced from 18 exons. The coding region runs from base 273 to 2465 and encodes 730 amino acids. Gene Ontology annotation, molecular function: non-membrane spanning protein tyrosine phosphatase activity.